Messenger RNA from Tribolium castaneum (red flour beetle), 674 nucleotides. RefSeq lists its product as uncharacterized. Bases 4 to 648 code for a protein of 214 amino acids. Gene Ontology annotation, biological process: negative regulation of protein kinase activity. Gene Ontology annotation, cellular component: nucleolus. NCBI's taxonomy places the organism in Eukaryota, Metazoa, Arthropoda, Insecta, Coleoptera, Tenebrionidae. The transcript is spliced from 3 exons. Gene Ontology annotation, molecular function: protein kinase binding; double-stranded RNA binding; protein kinase inhibitor activity. The record is from RefSeq and is a predicted model, not a curated record.
AAAAUGGCAAAAAACACACCGGGGGACCGCGAUAGCAGCCCCGAUAUGGAAAUCGAGCGCGACCACAAGCCCAUAGUCAUACGCAACUCCACGGACUUGCAAAGACUCAAACUGGAAAAACUGAUGAAAAACCCGGAGAAAGAGGUGAUCAUCCCCGAAAGGCCCAAAGAGCGGGGGGUUCCCGUGGUGCCUGAUUUUGUACGUAAUGUCAUGGGGAGCAGCGCUGGGGCUGGUUCUGGGGAGUUCCACGUCUAUAGACACUUAAGGAGAAAAGAGUACGCGAGACAAAGAUACAUGAAAGAAAAGGGCGAAAGGGAAAAGUUGGAUAACGAAUAUCAUGCCAAACUUGAAGAAAACAGGAGGAAAGCGGAGGAAAGGACGGCGAAGAAGAGACAGAAACGACUAAAGAAAAAGCAAAAAAUGAAAAAAAAGCCGAAGUUAGGCAGUAAGUCUUCACAAAGUGAAGCAACCGACAGUAGUAGCAGUGAAGAAGUUGAAAGUGAAGAAUGUGAGAAAAAGAACGAAGAACAAACGCCAAGUGAAGACAGUAAGCCUACAAAGGAAGAAAAUACAGAAGAUCGGAAGGAGGGUGGAAAAGAAGACGCACCAAAAGAAACUCCUGAUAACACUAAUGACGAAAUUAAAUAAAAACCAAAUAAACGUAUUUUUAAUUA